AUGCUCCCAAGGCAAGGUCCUGCAAAUGGCAUCGUGGUUAUGGGAUACGAGCUCAUCGGCACGCAAGAUAAUAAGCCAGUCUGGUCGAUCAAGACUUUCCCUCAAUCCGACGGCUACCUCUUUACAACAGGCAGCCUGUAUCAAUCGUGCAAAGCGUCAUCCGCUUUCGAAGUUGAUGGAAUUACCACGACUUCUCCUUUACCGAAGACAGGUUGUGAGGCAUGGACAAGCUGCUCACAUACAACGGUGUACGGGUCUGGAGGUGUAACUAGUACCUGCGACGGAGACUAUGGGCUUUGCUACUCGGACAUUAUGUUCACCACCUUUGGCGCUUCCGACGCGUACACGCGUAUUUACUGCGAUUGGACAGGCAGCCAUCCGUUGAUGUCGACGACACUCUACCAAGCGCUUCCGGCCAAUGUGGACUCAACGUCAGUCGCGUCCCAACAGGCAGCCUCCAGUAUACCUGCAUCGAAUAGCAACCCGUCCAUCUCGGCACCUACCCCGUCCCCAACGUCGAGCCCGGCCGGCGAGCAGGAUCAACCCGCUGGCGGUAGCAGUCGUUUAAACAACACAUCCGUGAUCGCUGGAAGCGUCGUCGGGGGGCUUGCGGUCAUCGCAUUCGCCGGUGUCGCCAUCUUAUACAUCCUCAAGCGCUCCAAGCGCCACUCCGCUGGUACUUCUGUCCCAUCGAGCGACGGUGAUUCUAUCAAUCCGUAUGGCACGCCGGAGAUGACCAGGAACGGAUAUCCUGAUGCGCAAGCGUAUACGCACACGGCGACAAAAUACGGACACACCAUAAAUGGAGGCGAACUUGAUGGGCAGCAUGGCACCGCCGAAUUGGGUGGCGUCUUGGUCCACGAAGUAGAGGGCCGUCGAUGA
Messenger RNA from Alternaria novae-zelandiae, 882 nucleotides. RefSeq lists its product as uncharacterized. Lineage: Eukaryota; Fungi; Ascomycota; Dothideomycetes; Pleosporales; Pleosporaceae. The transcript is spliced from 4 exons. Bases 1 to 882 code for a protein of 293 amino acids. The record is from RefSeq and is a predicted model, not a curated record.